This is a messenger RNA of Scatophagus argus, 2758 nucleotides long. Its product is annotated as trace amine-associated receptor 13c-like. The transcript has 2 exons. The record is from RefSeq and is a predicted model, not a curated record. Gene Ontology annotation, molecular function: trace-amine receptor activity. Gene Ontology annotation, biological process: G protein-coupled receptor signaling pathway. NCBI's taxonomy places the organism in Eukaryota, Metazoa, Chordata, Actinopteri, Scatophagidae. Bases 955 to 1947 code for a protein of 330 amino acids. Gene Ontology annotation, cellular component: membrane.
UUCAGAAAUCUAAAAUUUAUUGUGUAAGGUAGAUCAAUCAGUUAAAGAGAGGGUGACAGUCCCCCUGUGUUCCUAAUUUUGUUGUGAUUAUUGGAACCCAAAAGGCCCACCUUUUUAGGGCGUUUCGCUUGAUCGGGACUUGUGGGAACUGUUUGACAGUCACACCCGCAGUCUCAUGCUGUAUGCUUUAUCUACAUUUAUUGUGAUACUAUAUAAUGGAUAAAAGGCAUUAAUGCAUUAUGGUAUUACAUGCUAUUUUUUAAAAUUAUACAUAAUAAUAUCUCAGUCACAUGCCUAAUUCUUCUGGCUGCAUUAUAGACAUUUAUGCUGAAUAUUACAUUAGUGUUGUCAUCUUUUACUGUUAAAACAUUUGGUAGGGUCUAGUUCACCAAUCCUACAAGACUUUGGGCCCUCCAGUUCUUCAAAUGUAUUUUUCUGACCUUGAAAUUUCACCAUCGGUGUAGUAUUUUGGUGGUAAGAGAAACACAAACAAACACUUGGAGAAAAUGUACAGAAAUAAUGUUCCAUUUUAUUAUUAAAACAAUUCAUACACAAACAACAGACAUUGAUCUGUUUCCAGGGUACACAAAAAAGUGCUGAACCUGUCUUGGGCACACUUAUUGUAAUUGUGACUGUGUCUCACAAAGUUAUUACUCAUCAGUGGAGUUAAAAAUGGGGUAAAAUGUAGGCCUGUUUUUGUUUGUUAAACAUUCCCAUGACCUGAUUCACAUUUUAAUGCUGAUGUGUGCUGUUGAUCCAGCCCUAGCCAUUUGCUUAUUAUUAGCCAAUUCUCAGUGGACAGAGGCCAGAAAGGGUAGAGGCCGGAGCAAGGGAGGACAGACACCAGUCCCAAAGUAAGACUGAACUUUAAAGGAGGACCAAAUGAGCUGGUAAGUUAUAUAAUGCCUGAGCCCUGGUAACUCUGUCAGAGCACAGCAGCUUCUCCUCUCUCUGAUGAUGGAGACCUUGGAGGGAACUGAACUCUGCUUUCCACAACUCCUCAACACCUCCUGCAGGAAGCCAAUGCGUCCUCUUUUUGAGGCCAUGCUGAUUUACUUUCUGCUGUUCUCCAUCUCUCUGCUCACUGCAGCACUUAACCUGCUGGUCAUCAUCUCUAUCUCCCACUUCAAGCAGCUCCACACUCCAACCAACCUCCUCCUCCUCUCCCUGGCUGUCUCAGAUUUCUUCGUGGGCCUCCUCAUGUUCUUUCAAAUUAUCCUCAUAGAUGGCUGCUGGUUCCUGGGUGAUUUCAUUUGUGUUCUGUAUUAUAUUUUGGACUUCAUUAUCACUUCUGUCUCAAUAGGUACCAUGGUGCUCAUAUCAGUUGACCGCUAUGUGGCUAUUUGUGACCCUCUGCACUACCCCACCAAAGUCACUGUGAGAGAAGCAACAAUCUGUAUUUGCCUUUGUUGGGUCUGCUCUGUUCUAUACAACAUUAUCAUAAUGAAGGAGAACUUCAAACACCCAGGCAGGUAUAAUUCCUGCACUGGAGAGUGUGUGGUUCUUGUUGAUUAUGUUGCAGGACUUGCAGAUCUUUUUUUGACCUUUAUUGGUCCUGUCACUGUCAUUGUAGUUCUGUAUGUGAGGGUGUUUGUGGUGGCUGUGUCUCAGGCUCGAGCCAUGAGGUCUCAUAUUGCAGCUGUCACUCUCCAGUUUUCAGUGAGUGUAACUGCGAAGAAAUCUGAGAUAAAAGCAGCCAGGACUCUCGGUGUUGUUAUUAUCGUGUUUCUAUUAUGCCUCUGCCCAUAUUUUUGUAUCACACUCACAGGCCAGAACACCAUGCUUAAUGCUUCAUCCGCUGCCUUUGUUAUAUGUCUGUUCUAUUUUAACUCUUGUCUAAAUCCUUUGAUCUAUGUUUUUUCCUAUCCAUGGUUUAGGAAAUCUGUUAAACUCAUUGCUACACUUCAGAUACUGAAGCCUGACUCAUGUGAGAUCAACAUGCUUUAAAGAGACACUGUCCAGUUUGUGCCUUUUCUGGAAGGUACGUGUCUUUGAACAUGUUAAUGUUGAGUCAUCCACUUCAAGGAAGUCAGGGCAAAUUAGUAAUUUACAGAUUUACAUAUAUGUUGAAAUUUAUUUACCUUUGUUAUGAUACUGUAAAAAAAAAACAAAACAAUAAAAAGGCAGAAAUAUUUUGUACAUAGUAUUACAUGAGUUUUAUACAACCUCAUUAUAUUACCUCACUCACACCUGUGAUUAUUAAUAUUAAAUAUUAAAUUAUCUACGUUGUUAUUAUCCUUGUCAGCAGCAAGAUUUGAAAAGUUCGGAAUACGUAUUACAAUGCAAACACGCUUUGUGAAGGCAUUUGGCUCAUAGUCUUGCAGACAUCCCAGUCAAACAUAUACAUUGGUGCCUCCUUAUGUUUGCUGUGUUCACAGAUUUGACAGUUUGCUUACUUCAUCGAGUCUCAUAAGCACGCAAUAUGGUUUCAUUUCUUUAUUUUUCUAGAGUCUAGUUUUUGUUCUCAUUUCAGUUACACGCAGAAUAUAAUUUCUAAAAGGGGUCUCUCAAUCAAAACAAAAGAUGUAAGAAGCAUGGUCAUGGUCUUCUUGCUGAACCGUUGCUGAUGAAAAUCCAUCUGAUGUGAAUCAAACUGAAAUGUUCACAUACAAAGUGAUGUUUUAAAGUUGUAUUCAUACUAUAUUGAUUUGCUUUCAGUGACAUUCUUCCUCACUUGGUGCCUCUCUCCUGGGAAUUAUAGUAGCAGGUGAACAAAAAAAACAGUACUGUUGGCUUGAAUUAGGAUACUUAUUGACUU